AUGAAUACAUCGGCAUCAUACCUCCAAGUCCCGGCCCGCGGGCGUGGCCACGCUCUCGGUUUCCGCAUCGUUAUACUCGUCCUCGACAUCGUAACCAUAGUCGCCCUCUCUAUCUCCCUCGGUCUCUACCACAAAUGGAUCCCCAGCACCUCCUACCCCACAACGGCCCUCAAACCAAGCAAGCAUACGGACUGGACGGACCCAAUUGUCCUUGCUGCCGUCCUGGUCUCUUUCACGUGGACUAGCUUCAUCACUAUCCGCCCGGCCUGGACGAGCAAGGCGCUUCAUUUGGGGUACUAUGUCGCUUUCGAAGUCAUCUGUUUGGUGUGGCUGUUGGCAUGUACGAUUCCAGCAUUGACGUUGAGGGAGUCUGGUUUCAAGGAUCUGGUCGCGAUCAGCAACACUUGCGAUAUGGGCAGCGUGACGCUUAUGAAUGGGGAUAAGGUGCCGUGGGUGUGCAUGCCGCAUUUGAACACCCUGAAGAAAUUGCAGGUUGCUACUUACUCCGUUGCAUGUGCUGUCGCCGUCCUCCACUUCACCCUCUUCGCCCUCGCCUGCCACUCAACAACGCACCUCCCCCAAGCCUCCACACCCUCUCACUCCAUCGAGAACACUCCCAACCAGCAAACCAUCGCCCCCGAAACCCAAGACCCCACCACCAGAGGGAAGCUUUCCGCCGCCGACUCCGGGAUCGUCCGUUUCCUGCACUGCGGAGAAGUUGCCGUGCUGGAACGACGGCCGCUGCCUCGACCGCACUCGUCCGUGCCGUCACCGCUCGCCUGCAGGCCAGGCGCUUUUGUCACGACUUUGGCGGCGUUUCGGGAUUCGGCGUAUGAGGCUUCAUUGUCUUAA
This is a messenger RNA of Letharia columbiana, 852 nucleotides long. RefSeq lists its product as uncharacterized. The record is from RefSeq and is a predicted model, not a curated record. Lineage: Eukaryota; Fungi; Ascomycota; Lecanoromycetes; Lecanorales; Parmeliaceae. The coding region runs from base 1 to 852 and encodes 283 amino acids. The transcript is spliced from 3 exons.